Molecule: messenger RNA, 3316 nt
Organism: Hyla sarda
Lineage: Eukaryota; Metazoa; Chordata; Amphibia; Anura; Hylidae
Gene: SND1
Product: staphylococcal nuclease and tudor domain containing 1
Exons: 24
Coding region: 149-2869 (906 amino acids)
Biological process (GO): regulatory ncRNA-mediated gene silencing; mRNA catabolic process
Cellular component (GO): nucleus; RISC complex; cytosol
Molecular function (GO): RNA binding; nuclease activity
Source: RefSeq, a predicted model, not a curated record
GGUUCGAUAAAUAGCGGCAGGACGGCGGCGACUCUCUCUCUUUCUGAGUCAGUGAGUGUGUGAGGGAAGCGGCGGCAGCACUAGCAGCAGUUCCCCGGCCCGGUUCUAUUUCUCAGUUCUUCACGUUUGUCGUUCUGUCAGUCACGUCAUGGCUUCUUCCGGAGUUCAGAAUGCAUCAGCAGUGCCUACUUUGCAGAGAGGCAUUGUCAAGAUGGUCCUUUCGGGAUGUGCUAUUACUGUACGAGGCCAACCUCGUGGAGGUCCGCCCCCAGAGCGUAACAUUUACUUGAGUAACAUUCGUGCUGGAGCUCUUGCACGCAGAGCAGUUGCUUCUCAACAAGAUUCAAAGGAUGUCCCUGAUGAGCCUUGGGCAUUUCCAGCUCGAGAGUUCUUGAGGCGGAAGCUUAUUGGGAAGGAAGUCUGCUUCACUGUAGAUCACAAGAUUAAUGAGGAAAGAUACUAUGGAACAGUGUAUUUGGGCAAAGAUACAUCAGGGGAGAAUAUUGCAGAGGCAUUACUUGCAGAAGGCCUGGCGUCCCGACGUGAAGGUGCAAGAGCAACAACGCCUGAGCAAAGCAGGCUGGCAGAUAUUGAAGAGCAAGCAAGAGCUUCUAAGAAGGGAAUUUGGAGUGAGGGAACUGGUUCACAUACCAUCAGAGACAUGAAAUACACAAUUGAAAACCCAAGGCAUUUUGUGGAUUCCUUACACCAGAAACCAGUGAAUGCUAUUAUUGAGCAUGUUCGAGAUGGUAGUGUCGUGCGAGCCCUUCUUCUUCCUGACUACUACAUGGUGACAGUCAUGUUGUCUGGAGUAAAGUGCCCAACCUUCAAGAGAAAUGCAGAAGGUAAAGAGGUUCCAGAACCCUUUGCUGCUGAAGCAAAGUUUUUUACGGAGUCACGUCUACUGCAAAGAGAUGUACAAAUCAUUCUAGAGAGUAGCCACAAUCAGAAUAUACUGGGCACCCUCCUUCAUCCUAAUGGAAAUAUUACAGAAUUGCUUCUGAAAGAAGGCUUUGCGCGUUGUGUAGAUUGGUCUAUAGCAGUGUAUACCCAGGGUUCUGAAAAGCUCCGUGCAGCAGAACGUUUUGCUAAAGAACGCAAAGUAAGGAUCUGGAGAGACUAUGUGGCCCCCACUGCCAAUUUGGAUCAGAAGGACAGACAAUUUGUGGCAAAGGUUGUUCAGGUAUUAAACGCUGAUGCAAUGGUGGUGAAGUUGAAUUCUGGAGAAUAUAAAACAAUUCAUCUUUCCAGCAUCAGACCUCCCAGACUUGAAAGUGAAGGAUCUCAGGAUAAGAACAAGAAGCUCCGUCCUCUUUACGAUAUACCAUAUAUGUUUGAGGCCAGAGAAUUUCUACGCAAGAAGCUAAUUGGAAAGAAGGUAAAUGUGAAUGUGGAUUACAUCAGAGCAGCUAGUGCAGCCACAGAAACUACUCCAGCAUUUCCUGAACGUACCUGUGCAACGGUCACUAUUGGUGGAAUAAACAUUGCAGAAGCCUUAGUUAGCAAAGGCCUUGCCACGGUGAUCCGCUACCGCCAAGAUGAUGAUCAGAGAUCUUCCCAUUAUGAUGAGCUAUUGGCAGCAGAGGCCCGAGCCAUCAAGAAUGCCAAGGGACUGCACAGCAAAAAGGAAGUUCCCAUACACAGGGUGGCAGACAUUUCUGGGGAUACCCAGAAGGCAAAACAAUUUCUCCCCUUCCUGCAGAGAGCUGGACGUUCAGAAGCAAUUGUAGAGUAUGUAUUCAGUGGGUCCAGGCUUAAGCUUUACAUGCCAAAAGAAACUUGCCUUAUCACUUUUCUCCUGGCCGGCAUUGAAUGUCCAAGAGGCGCUAGAAAUAUUCCUGGUGUAGUUCAGGAAGGGGAGCCUUUCAGCGAGGAAGCUAUGAUGUACACAAAGGAGCUAGUACUGCAGAGAGAGGUGGAGGUGGAAGUGGAAGCAAUGGAUAAGGCUGGUAACUUCAUUGGUUGGCUUCAUGUGGAUGGUGUCAACUUGUCAGUUUCUCUUGUGGAACAUGCCCUGUCUAAGGUCCAUUUCACUGCAGAGCGCAGCAACUACUACAAGACUCUCCUGUCCGCAGAAGAAUUAGCCAAACAGAAGAAAGAAAAGAUCUGGUCAAAAUUUGAAGAGCAGCCUGUAGAAGAAACAGUUGCUGUGGUGGAGGAAAAGGAAAGAAAUGUAAAUUACAAACCUGUCCUGGUUACAGAAAUCACAGAUGACCUGCACUUUUACGUUCAGGAUGUUGAGACAGGUACACAGCUGGAGAAACUCAUGGAGGGCAUGAGGAGUGAAAUUGCUAGCAAUCCCCCAUUGGAAGGGUCACUCUCACCACGCCGGGGAGAUUACUGCAUUGCUAAAUUUGUGGAUGGAGAAUGGUACCGAGCUCGUGUGGAGAAGGUUGAGUCACCCUCCAAGGUUCACGUGUUUUACAUUGAUUAUGGAAAUAGAGAGACAGUACCCUCCACUCGCCUGGGGACCCUUCCAACUUCUUUCAGUGUUCGUACGCUCCCUGCACAAGCUAUAGAGUAUUGCUUUGCUUUCAUUCAAGUGCCACAAGAUGAAGAUGCUCGUACUGAUGUAGUGGAUAAUGUUGUACGCGAUAUCCAGAACACUCAGUGCCUGUUAAAUGUGGAGUAUGCAGGUGUUGGCUGUCCGCAUGUUACCUUGCAGUUUGCAGACUCCAAGGAUGAUGUUGGCCUCGGUCUGGUGAAAGAGGGCCUGGUCAUGGUGGAAGUACGCAAAGAGAGACAGUUCCAGAAAGUGGUUGCAGAGUAUGUGAAUGCUCAAGAAUCUGCUAAGUCUGCAAGGUUGAACCUGUGGCGUUAUGGGGACUUCCGGGCUGAUGAUGCGGAUGAGUUCGGUUACAGCCGUUAGAAGGAUGCCAUUCCAAAGAUAAGAGAUCUCUCCCUCUUCAUGGUUUUUCAUCUCUUGCACCCUGAGAAGAGCGGUUCCAACAAAUAACAUCUGAUACGCUGAAAGGGGAUUACAGGGUUCAUCCUGGACAUGAACAUUAAUUAAAAACUUCCCAAAUAUCUGUGCACACGGUUCAUACAGUUUCUGUUAAUCUUUAUUUUAAGUGUUUGGGUAUUAUUCCCUUUUUAUUACGGAAAAUUAAUCACGUAGGCUGAUAUUAGUUUUGUAUUUUCUCUCGUAACUCAGUCCUACAUCCUUAAAUCAUGUUCUGCAAAUUAAAUGAGGUUUUAUCUGUCCAGUCCUUUAUUAUAUCCCUUAAAAAUGUAAUUGUUCCCUCCCAUAUCCAGUGUCCAGGGUCAUAUGUUUUGUCUUGUGCAUUUAAUGGCUCAAUAAAAUACAGCGUUCUAA